Messenger RNA from Poecile atricapillus (Black-capped chickadee), 8424 nucleotides. RefSeq names its product solute carrier family 5 member 3 (gene SLC5A3). Gene Ontology annotation, molecular function: D-glucose:sodium symporter activity. The record is from RefSeq and is a predicted model, not a curated record. Bases 411 to 2558 code for a protein of 715 amino acids. Gene Ontology annotation, biological process: inositol metabolic process; myo-inositol transport; transmembrane transport. The transcript is spliced from 2 exons. Lineage: Eukaryota; Metazoa; Chordata; Aves; Passeriformes; Paridae. Gene Ontology annotation, cellular component: plasma membrane.
CUCCGGCCUCGCCGCAGCCCCCUCCUCCCCACCCCGUGCCCCCGCUCCUCCCGCCACUGCCAGCUCUAAGAUGCCCCGCUAUGAACUGGCUUUGAUCCUGAAAGCCAUGCAGAGGGGUUGGUACAGUAGGCCUCACUAAACUUAGCUGCAACUAAGAAUUUCUCCUACAUCAACUGAGUUAAGGCUGAUGCUCUUGUGGAAUGUGGAUUAAAAGUGCGUGCUAAGUUCCCAAAUUUGAGAAGCGGAGAAAAGUAAAUGUACCACUGCCACCAGCAUCAGGACAGCAAACCAAGGGACAAAGAAUUUGACCCGCUGUGUUGAUUUUGGUUAAAACUGGUUUCACGUGGUGCUUAAGAGACGUUGGCUGGGGGGCGAGAAGUGGACGUCAGCGAAGGCUUUUUGGUUACAAAAUGAGGGCUUCUUUGGAGCCAGCAGACAUUGCCAUUGUGGCCCUGUACUUCGUGCUUGUAAUGUGCAUAGGUUUCUUUGCCAUGUGGAAAAACAAUCGGAGCACCGUCAGUGGCUACUUUUUGGCAGGGCGUUCUAUGACCUGGGUAGCUAUCGGGGCCUCAUUGUUUGUGAGCAAUAUUGGAAGUGAACAUUUCAUUGGGCUCGCAGGAUCUGGAGCGGCGAGCGGAUUCGCCGUAGGCGCGUGGGAGUUCAACGCCUUAAUGCUUUUGCAGCUUUUGGGAUGGGUCUUCGUGCCAGUCUACAUCCGGUCGGGAGUGUACACCAUGCCCGAAUACUUGUCCAAGCGGUUCGGAGGGCAUAGGAUUCAAAUCUAUUUUGCAGCGUUGUCUCUAAUUCUUUAUAUCUUCACCAAACUCUCGGUUGACUUGUAUUCGGGGGCGCUUUUUAUCCAAGAGUCCCUAGGGUGGAACCUGUACCUGUCGGUGAUCCUGCUGAUCGGAAUGACGGCGCUGCUGACUGUGACCGGAGGGCUGGUGGCCGUCAUCUACACGGACACCCUCCAAGCGCUGCUUAUGAUCGUCGGGGCCCUCACACUCAUGAUCAUAAGCCUCAUGGAGGUCGGUGGGUUUGAAGAAGUGAAAAGGAGGUACAUGUUGGCGUCACCGAACAUCACCUCCAUCCUCCUGACCUACAACAUCUCCAACGCCAACUCCUGCAACGUCAAUCCAAAGCCCGACUCUCUCAAAAUGCUGCGCGAGCCGACGGACGAAGACAUUCCCUGGCCCGGGUUUCUGCUGGGACAGACCCCGGCCUCGGUGUGGUACUGGUGCGCUGACCAAGUCAUAGUGCAGAGGGUUCUGGCCGCCAAAAACAUCGCUCAUGCCAAAGGCUCCACCCUCAUGGCCGGCUUCUUGAAGCUGCUGCCCAUGUUCAUCAUCGUGGUGCCGGGGAUGAUCUCCCGCAUCCUGUUCGUGGAUGACAUCGCCUGCAUCAACCCCGAGCACUGCUUCCAGGUGUGCGGGAGCAGGGCCGGCUGCUCCAACAUCGCCUACCCGCGCCUGGUGAUGAACCUGGUGCCCGUGGGGCUGCGCGGGCUCAUGAUGGCCGUGAUGAUCGCCGCCCUGAUGAGCGACCUGGACUCCAUCUUCAACAGCGCCAGCACCAUCUUCACGCUCGACGUCUACAAGCUCAUCCGGAAGAGCGCGACCUCCCGGGAGCUGAUGAUCGUGGGCAGGAUCUUCGUGGCCUUCAUGGUGGUGAUCAGCAUCGCCUGGGUGCCCAUCAUCGUGGAGAUGCAGGGCGGGCAGAUGUACCUGUACAUCCAGGAGGUGGCGGAUUACCUGACCCCGCCGGUGGCCGCCCUGUUCCUCAUGGCCAUCUUCUGGAAGCGUUGCAACGAGCAGGGGGCUUUCUACGGCGGCAUGGCCGGGUUUGUCCUGGGCGCCAUCCGGCUGGUCCUGGCCUUCUUCUACCGCGCUCCCGAGUGCGACCAGCCGGACACCAGGCCCGGCUUCAUCAAGAACAUCCAUUACAUGUACGUGGCCACGGCCCUGUUCUGGAUCACCGGGGCCGUGACGGUCGUGGUGAGCCUGCUCACGCCGCCGCCCACCAAGGAGCAGGUCCGGACCACCACCUUCUGGGCCCUGAGGAAGCGCGGCGCGCCGGAGAGCGCCGGCAAGGGGGAGCUGUACCAGGCGCAGGAGAAAAGCAUCCUCAAGUGCAACGAGAACGCCAACCACAUCAUUCCCAACGGGAAGUCAGAGGAGAACAUUAAAAACGUGAAGCCGGAGGACAUCAACCUCCUGGUGACGUGCAGGGAUGACAGCAACCCGGUGAUCUCGGUGAGCCACUCCGAGGUGGAGACGCCCGUGGAUUGUUAUUCCAACGGACAGGCGGCCCUGAUGGGGGAGAAAAAGCAUGAGGAAGAGGAGGGGACUGACGACAGGGAGAGACAUUUGAAAUUCAUAGAUUGGUUCUGUGGCUUUAAAAGUAAAAACGUAAACAAGAGAGUGGUUCGGGAGGUUGAGGAAGAGACUGUUUGUUUACAAAUGCUGGAAGAGACUCCAAAAGUUAAACUAUUACUAAAUACCGGACUGGUCUGUGUCUGUUCGCUUGGAAUCUUCAUGUUUGUCUACUUCUCUUUGUGAGUGAAUAGUGAACUUUUAAGGGUAUGGCUUAAACAUACAGAAGUUGAUACAGGUCUCUGGAGGUUUUUUGGUUUUUCUUUUCUUUUCAAACAACAUAACCACAACCCAGGCAUUGUUUACGCUAUAAUUGUAAGAUCGACUCAGCUUUAGCCUAUUUCGAGACCAUUUGAAAUGUGUUGUCCUCCCUCUGCUGAAAGCAGAACCUGUCCUGUGGUGGCUUUUUCUUUAUUCCCUUUUGCGUUGUUUUGGGGUUUUUUUUGGUUGUUUUUUUUUUUGUUGUUUCCAUUUGCAGCACUAGCCUUUUGUUUUUCUGUGUAUAAAUAUACCAAAGGCAGGCAGGUGGCUGUGUUUGAAGUCAGGCAGUUACAGCUCAGUCAGCAUUAAGUGAAGAUAACAGGUAAUCAGUUACCAGCGUGUAAAAUCUGAGUGAUUAAAGCUGUGUCAAAAGAUUUGUAAAUGCAGAGCUGUGAUGCACAUUUAUAAAAUAACUGUAUUACCUUGGCCAACUUAGCACUUUUUAAUUGCACUCACUGCUUUCUAUCUUUUUUUUCUUUUUUUUUUCUUUAGUUUUCUCAUUUUUCUUCUGGCAAGAACGGGAAACUGUUUUGUCUCAUUUUAUAGCACUUAAAACAUGAUAGCUCUUACAGCUUCCUGCUUUCCUUUUUGGUUUUUUUUAUUCUUUGUAAGGAAGUUUUUGUCUUUUGAUUUUUUUAUCCACUGUAAAUUCCAUUACUGAAAAGCUUCUGUAUUUAAAAAAGAGAGAAAAAAACUAAACAAAAACAAGCCUGGAGAUGACAAACUGUCAAUGGAGGAGGAGAAAAAAGAAAUAUUCUUUCUGUGGAGUUUGUAAUAUAUUGAAAUAGAAAGACCCCAGAAUUUUUAGGGUGGGUUUGGGAUGUCCCUGGGCAGCAGUUGCAGGGCUUUACCACCUCCAGGGAAAGAAAUUUUUCCUCAGGUUUGAGUGGAAUUUCUUGAGUUUCAGUAAAUGGCCGAAAUGAUUCAUUCAGCUCUCCAGCCUCUGAACCUUUAGGACAUCAUUAGGAUUAGUUUCUUUUUUAGGGAAAACUCUGUACGUAGGUUCUACCACAUGGGAAAAAGAGAAACAUGAGGCUUUGUGUGAAAAACUGUUUUUCACCCUGCAGAAUGGUUUUCUGUGUCUGAGAGGAAUCCCAGAUGCUGCGGGGGGAGAAUGGCUGAGAAGGCAAGGAAGGGGAGAUGGGGGAGAGAGGUGAAAGUGCUCCUUGUUUUCCAGAGUCCUUUUGCCCCACGUCUUCUCCCACUUCUCCUUUCACCGUCUCAAACUUUCUUCUUGUUUUUUGAGGAAUCCCACAAUUCCUGAGCUUGGAAAAGCCCUCCCUGGUCACUGAGUUCCAGCUGUUCCCAAUCCCAACCUCUUCACCCAGCCCAGAGCCCCACAUUCCUUGGACACCUCCAGGGCUGGGCACUUCACCCCCUCCCUGGGCAGCCCCUUCCCAUGAGUGACCUUUGUGUGAAGAAAUUCCCUCAUUCCCUCACUCCCUCCCUCCUCAGAACGAUCCCGAGGGAUUCGGUGUCGGGAGAACGCGCGCAGCCAAAAUCUGUGUCGGCAAUUGAGGUCUGUCCUGUCCUCGGGAUUUUUCCAAAAACCUGAAUUCUUUCCAGGCAGUCACAGCUAUUUGUAGGUCUCCAGAUCCAGAGGAUCUUUCCUGCUGAAGGAUGAGUGGCCAGGCAGGGAUGAGCAGUUCCCAGGUGUGGAGGGUGUGUGUGCAGCAGGUUGGAGCUCUCAUCCCUCCCCAAGCCAAGCUGGAUCCUGGUUUUAGGAGUGCUGAACUCCUUCCCUCUCCAGUGCAGAGUGUUCAUAUCCAGGCUUUCCAAGGAAAUAAUUCCUCCAGUUUUCUUUGCUCCUGAGCUCAUUCAGGAGAGCACAAAGUGGCUGGGCCAAAAUGGGGCUGAGGGACCAUUGUGAGCGUUCACCUAAACCAGUUCAGGGGUCCAGCACCAUUUCCUUGGCACACAAACAAGAACCAAUUCCUGUGGGGGAAACCGUGUUGUAGAGAUGAAAUUUGGGUCAAUCCUGCCUUUGACUGCUGGAGAAAUUUUGCUUUUCCGAUGGUGCCAUCCUCAUGGCUUUUGGUAGAUAAUUUACAACACAUAUUUUCAGAUAAAAGGAUUCACUUCUAUUUUUGGGCUGGUUUUGUUUGCUUUGGUGGUGUUUUUGUAUCGAUUAAAUCUCAUUCAUUCCAAAACUUUGAGCAGAGGCUGAGCUGCUGCACUUUUCUCCACUUGGUUUAGUUGUUGCUGCUGGGAAGUAGAACUACUCCAAAGUGGAAAACUUUGAGUGUUGUUGCAAUAUUUGUAGAGAGGAGUCACCAUACGUGGUGUUGAUGUUGCUACCAGUGGGAAAAGACACAUUUUCUUAUGAUUUGUGUAGCCACGGCUUGCUUUGGGAAAACAUUUCAAAUCCUGUUUAAGGGUGAAAUCCUGGUGUGUGAAAUUAAUGGCAUCUCAAGUCGCUUCAUUAGUGGGCUGAGCUGUGAAGGAUGGUUUGAUGUAAAAUGUAGGGAAUGAUUUCCAUCCAGGAUAAGAUCAUUUAGGGCAACGUUUGAUCACAGUGGGAUGAAGAACAACUUGAGGAGGGUACAGAUAAUUCUGAGUCCAACAAUAUCCUCUUGACAAGGCCGGGAUGCGGCUCAAACUCCCGAUUUGGCGCAGGGAAGGAGACUCGUGUCCCUUUGGAAUUCGGAGCAGCGGCUGGCACUGGGAUUUUCCAGGCUGCUCCUCCUUGCCCUCCAUGUCCAGCGCUUUGCCACCACCUGGGAAUCCAGGUUAGCUCAGGGACCCCUUGGCUCGGCCCCAUCGCCCCCUGUGCUGUUCCCCAGGGUGCCUUACGCGGGCGGGCACGGCCGGAGGAGGCGCUUCCAGCGGCUUCUCCCUGCUCCUUCCAUCCCUCUGCCCCUUCCCCGAGUCAUCUGCUCCUCAAAGAGGACUCUUGGAAUAGUUCACAGGCAGAAUCCCAAUGUCCUGCUGGGUCAGACCCAUGGGGAAAUCAUCCUGGGCUGUGGGAGGGAGUCCAGUCCAUCAGGAACGCACCGCGGCGCUCCGUCUCCCCGUUCAUUUACUCUCCCUUGUGCUACACUAACGAGCUGCCACAUUAAUCACACUGCUAAUUAACAGGCAGGGUCAUCAUGAAUUAUUAAUUUGCCUCCCCACCCCAUCUUUGCACCUGGUUUUGUGAAGCUUUUAAGGAAAUUUCUUUCUCCAGCGCUUUUUCUCUUCAGGUGUUUCGCGCGCUCCACUCCAGCCUCGUUGUCGAGGUGCUGGAAGUUGCUGACGUUCUUUGCUGCAUAAAACCACUUAAUAAAAGGCCUUUAUAAAAAAAUAAAGAUAUUUCUGAGGUUCCAAGCGAGAAGGACUUUGUGUAAAGAGAAGGGAUUUUUUUUUAUAGCGUAAACAAGCCUUUGCUGAGGGGGGAAAUUGAUGAUUUUUGGGGUUAAACACCCGUUUUUUGGUGCAGCAGAACCACAGAGUGUUUCCCACCAUGGACAGUCAGUUCCAUGAAUUUUGUUGCCUGGUCUUUUCCCCUGGGUGGGGCUGGCUGUGCUUCUGUCUAGCAGCAAUGGGUUUAUUUAUUAUCACCUUGAGCUUUUAGGGUGACAAGUCUUGGAAAACUGAGUUUGGAAUGACAGCUUUUUUUUUUUUUUUCUUCUUCUUCUUAUUUCCCUUAACUUAUUUUUUAAGGUAAGAUAUUUGAGUUUUGCUCCUGGAAAUGGUAGAAGCCUUUUAUUUAAAAAAGAAGAAAAAAAAAAAAGAAAUUAAAAAAAAAAAAUAGAGGCUUUUUGAAAGUUUAAGAGUACACUUUGGAAGACUGUUUUUAUUUAAGUUUUUUUAAAUGGCUGAUUUGAUGCUAUUCUCUGCCAAAGUUUAGAGGGUUCUUUUUUGUUGUUGUUGUUUAAUUUUUAUUUUUAAUUUUUUUUUUCCUGAUUAGCUUUUAGGGAAAGGAAACAGUGCGAGAUUGUAAGAAAUAAAAAAAUGGCCUUCAGUAUAUUCCUUAUAUUGUGUAUUUUUUACUUCUCCACUUGUGUGUUCCCUGAUCCCAGAAGGGCCAGGAUGAGACUUCUGAUGAGAGUCAUGAGCCCUGUAAUCGAGGAGAGAAAAGGAUUUAUUUCCAUGAGGUUACAGUGGAGGGGGCAGAGCCACCCAGGGAGCUCUGCCAGCACUUAAGAGAUGCUUACAACUUUAAAACAGCUUUAUUUUUUUUAUAUAUCUAUUUUUUUAAAUCCUGAGAUAGAGGAGGUGUUGGGAAUUGCUCCCUUUCAGAGAACAGGAGACAUGGAAGAAGCUGGAGUUGCCAAGCUCCAGCUUUCUCAAGGAAAUCUUUGGAUUUAGCAUGUACAGAGAAGCAAAAUUACUCAUCUGUUAAUUUGGUAUUCUGUAUGUUCUGUGCCCUUAAAUGUAAUUGUUUUGAAAAUAAAACUAACCUUGUUAUGUGAUGUUAAAAGCAGACUUCUGUGCAAUGUUUUAAUUUUUUUUUGUUGUUGUUUUUUUAAAGAAAAUGUUUGUAUAUAAUUAAAUGGUUUAAUGUGCUUUAAUUGGCCUAAGGUAAAGAGUAGUCCUAGAAUGUAAAACAUAUAUAAUUAGAAUUUCUGAUUUCACUGUGAGAUCUCUGAACUCUUGUUUUAUUUUUUGGUUUUGUUUUUUUUAAAAAAUUUUAUUUUGCAAAGUAGUUUUGUUUUGUUUACAAAACACUUUCUCUUUGAUUCCUUUUCCUGGUGUUGGUUUCAAGGCAUUUGCUUCACUUCUGUUCCAAUCUUGAACUCAUGGUAUCGUGACAUCUGGUGACACUUGGCAUUCUCAGUUCCACUGUGUAAAGUCAGACACUUUGAGCAAAACUGGCGGCGAAAUGACAAUUCUGUGUCUAGGAAUUCACGCUUUUAAAAUGAGGUGGUUAUAAAAAUAGUUGCUGUGCAAAAUGUUAGUAGUCUUCUUCAAGAAGAAAGCAAAAUUUUCUAAUCUCACUCGAGCAGUCUCUUCAUUCAUCAUCUUCUUUUUUAAAGCACAGUGUCAAAGUGAUGCUGCUUUACCUUGUAUCUCUGAGAAAAAGAAAAAAAAUAAUGUUUUUUUAGAUAUCUGUGAAGUAUUUUUGGGUUUUGUUGCUGUUGUAUUUUUCUGCAGAUUUUAUAUAAAAUACCAGUUAAUGAACUGCCUUUUUUCUGUUGGUUUUUUUUUUAAACUCUCUAAAAUACAUUUCAGACCAAAACCAAAUGAUAUCAUAUAGCAUUUGAAACCUGCCUUUUUCCUUGUCCCUUGGUUGUUUUUUUGGAAAUAAGCCAAAUGGGCAUGUAGAUAAGAUCACUAUAAUGGAUCCAGGUCUCUUUUGGUAAAGUGUUAUUUAAAGGUCUGUUAAGAUCUUAUAUGACAAUAUGCUGAAAACAAAAAAAAACCACAAAAAAAACCUUUACUGUAGUAGGAAUAUAGAUUUAGAAGUGUUAAUGAGAUUAAUACAGCUUAAUUAUAUUGUAAGUUGCUACUGUCCUUAAUGACAAGCUUUUUUGUCAUAGAAACGAUGUAUGAUAAAUUAAUUUUGGUCUAGUGUAUAGAAUUAUCAUAUUGCUAUCAAUCUUUGAAGUAAAUCUGAUGCAAAAUUUUCAUAGUUAGCAUUGCUGGCCCUGUGUAUACUGUUCUUUGUAUACUGUAUGCAUAUUAUUUUGCCUCCUGCAUUAGUCUUCAAACUAAAACUCUUAUUAGAGAGUAUUUGGAUAAUUUCAGACUGUGUUUCUUGCAGUUUACAUUCCUUUACCAUGGCAUUUUGUCCUGUCUCAAAGUAUUGUAUGGAAAUGUUUCAAACUUCUGUACAAAGUUUCAAUAAAAAUAGAGAAAGAAAAAAAAA